CUAAAAUGGGACUAUUUGGUAAGAAAAAGAAGAAGGAAGAAUCCAAAGAGGAACAGAAGUUUACUGGAAAGGUAGGCUGCCUCAGUGAAUCUCAAGAGGAUUGUCUCAAUCAGCUGAAACAGCACAUUGCAGACAACCAGCUUACUACUUCUGAUAGAUAUACUGAUCAUUAUUUGUUAAGAUUUUGCAGAGCCAGAUCUUUCAAGGUCAAAGAAGUCAAGAAAAUGUUUGAGGAGUUUAUCAAAUGGAGAGAGGAAAAUGAGGUCGAGUACGCUUUUCUUAGGUACGACCUCAGUAAUAUCCCAAAAGUUAGAGAGAUUCAUCAGGCAGGAUAUCAUGGUACUGAUAGAGAAGGAAGACCCUUCUAUAUUGAUAGGCCUUGUACAGCUCAUCCUAUUGAAGAUCUCCUAAAGAUCGCAGAUAUUGCAGAGUUAUCCAGGAACUAUAUCAGAGACUAUGAGUUUCUUAUCCAUGCCAAGAUGCCUGCUUGCUCUGCUGCGGCUGGAAAAAAAAUUGAUUCAAUUUUAUCGGUGAUUGAUGUCAAAGGAAUCUCAAUGGGAAUGUUUAAACAAAAGAGCAGAGACACCUUAAAUAUACCAGUAGGGAUCACCCAAAACUAUUAUCCUGAAAUUAUGCAUAAGAUGAUCAUCAUAAAUGCUCCACUUGUAUUUAAGGCUAUCUGGGCAGUAGUCAAGACUUUCUUAGCAAAGGAAACUUUAGCAAAAAUCCAGAUUAUUGGAACAAAGUAUCAAGAUAAACUUUUUGAAUGUGUAGACCCAGACAAUGUUCCAGCAGCUAUUGGAGGCAAUUGUACUUGUGCAGAUAGAGGUGGUGACUGAUUUAGAUCAGAUAAAGGACCUUGGGAGAUCUACAGAGGUGAUAAAUAUGGAGAAAUGUACAAAAGACAGAUGGCAGGAGACCCUUUAACAAUCCCAAUCCCAGAUCCAGUCCCUGCACCUCCAAUAUCAAUCGCUGAUCCAUCCAUCCAAAUCCCAGCCCCAACUUCAGUCGGCUCUGGAUUCGUCCCAGCCCCAUCACCAGCACCAGUCAGUAUGGCUCCUGGAGCCCCUCAAUAGACCACUAGCCAGCACUUAAACCUGCUUUGCUCAAAUAGAAUCUGUCACAGGCCAAU
Molecule: messenger RNA, 1132 nt
Organism: Moneuplotes crassus
Lineage: Eukaryota; Ciliophora; Spirotrichea; Euplotida; Euplotidae
Source: the annotation of a GenBank genome assembly